GCCCACUGGAUGUAGCCCGACUCGGCCAUUUCACCCCAGGCAGAUGUUCUAACUGUUCUCUACGAGGAAAAGAGGAAACAAAGCGACAAGAGAUAUAAAUUAAUAUUUGGUUAAGUUAAAGCACAGGCCGGGGAAUAUGGGGAACCGGGUGCCGCGUCAGGAUUACGAAUGGGUUUAUACAGACCAGCCACAUGCCGACAGGAGGAAAAAGAUUCUCGCCAAACAUCCAGAGAUAAAAUCCCUCAUGGGACCUGACCCAAGGCUAAAAUGGAUUGUCUGCAUGAUGGUAGCCAUCCAGUUCCUGGCCUUUUACCUCGUGAAGGAUUUGGAAUGGAAGUGGGUCCUGUUUUGGACUUACGCGUUCAGCAGUUGCAUAAACCACUCCAUUACUUUAGCCAUACACGAAAUUUCCCAUAACACGGCAUUCGGCAACAAUCAUGCGAAAUGGAAUCGCUGGUUUGCCAUCUUUGCCAACUUGCCCUUUGGACUGCCAUACUCGGCCUCGUUCAAGCGCUACCACCUCGACCACCACCGUUAUUUAGGUGGGGAUGGCGUGGACGUGGACAUCCCAACCAACUUUGAGGGAUGGUUCUUUUGCACUCGCCUUCGCAAAUUCAUUUGGAUUAUUCUUCAGCCGCUGUUCUAUGCAAUCCGACCUCUGUGCAUCAACCCAAAACCCAUUACUCAGUUGGAGGUCAUUAACGUAGUCAUACAGUUUACAUUUAACAUUCUCGUCUAUUGGAUGUUGGGCACCAAGCCUUUGUUUUACAUGAUGGCUGGCUCCAUGUUGGGAAUGGGCCUUCAUCCUAUCUCUGGACAUUUCAUUGCCGAGCAUUAUAUGUUCCUCAAGGGCCAUGAGACCUACUCUUACUACGGAUCGCUGAAUCUGCUCACCUUCAAUGUGGGCUACCACAACGAGCACCAUGACUUCCCCAGCAUCCCUGGACGAAGGCUUCCUCUGGUGAAGAAAAUAGCACCGGAAUAUUACGACGAUCUGCCGUGUUACACAUCAUGGUUGCGAGUCCUCUACGACUUUAUCAUGGAUGACGAGCUAAGUCCAUACUCGCGUGUGAAGAGGAAGCUGAAGGGAGACCUUAAGUUGGAGUGAGCGGGUUUUCCUUGACCAAAAAUGAUUGCCGAGCCUCAGACAUGCACACACGCCCCCACCUACUAACCCUUUCAGCAACACAGCUGGGGACUAAGUUGUGUAUGUGAGCGAACAAAGACUGGCUAUAUUUUGUGUGUGCUUGUAAUUGAGAAAAUGGUAUUUUUAUCUGAAUCAUUUCAAAACAUGUCUUCAAAGUCUGUUGUGGAAAAUGGGAUCCAUUUGCCCUUUGUGCUUGGGUUUUCACACACUGCAGCUUUGUUGUACACAAUUAUGUUUGUCUAGGAAUUUUCAAAGUCACUGCACAUUUAAUUUUUUGCGUGAUUUUUGUUUGUUUGUUUGUUUUCCUUCACUUUAACUGUUUUUUAAUAUAUAUAUAAUUUUUUUCUUAAAAAUAAAACCUCAAUACUGCUAAAGUAAUUCCAUAAAAAAAGUAAAAAAAAGACCAAAACAAAUCUGAUCAGGAACGGCUCGCAGAAGAAAUUUUUGCUGCAACCUGACUCACCUUGUUAGAACUAUAUGGAAGUGACCACGUCCUGCUUUCAGUGCUUAUCUUAUUAUGUCUAUGCAUUUAAAAAAAUAUAUUUUGUCUUAACAUGAGGAGUGUGCACUGAAGGUGUAGUCUGGUAUAAGUUCUUUCUGACCGAUAACUUAUCACGAAUAUUUAUUUUUAGUGUUCAGAGAGUCAGUGACCUUGCCUCACAGAACAGUCCUGACGUUGCGCUGAUUCAACAAACGAAGCCGUGCGAUCACGUGUAAAUGAUUUGUAAUGUUGGACGUGAAGACAUCCAAUGGAUUGGAGAAAUGUUACUGCUCUGUGACUAUAGCCAUCCUGCACUUUACAGUUUUGAAUUAGUCAGCUUCAGCUUUAAUCAAACAUAACUGUUUACCUGUAAAAUGUUUUUACAAGUGUCUUUUAACAUGAUGUCAUAAUGUCAGUGGGACUGUUAGUUCAUUAAGAAACACAUAACGGCUUCUGAUUCAAGCACUGUGCAUUUGGUCAAGGUUAAGUCACUCAAGCAUAUUAAAGUUAUUCCAAUUAAUGCCA
This is a messenger RNA of Clarias gariepinus (North African catfish), 2153 nucleotides long. RefSeq names its product delta(4)-desaturase, sphingolipid 1 (gene degs1). The transcript is spliced from 3 exons. Gene Ontology annotation, molecular function: sphingolipid delta-4 desaturase activity. Gene Ontology annotation, cellular component: membrane. The record is from RefSeq and is a predicted model, not a curated record. Gene Ontology annotation, biological process: ceramide biosynthetic process. Bases 137 to 1108 code for a protein of 323 amino acids. NCBI's taxonomy places the organism in Eukaryota, Metazoa, Chordata, Actinopteri, Siluriformes, Clariidae.